AUGGAGGCCUCUCUGGCUUUUUCACUCACCAAUCUCAACCUAGAUUGUCUAAGCUAUAUUGAGAAGUUCAAAUCCUGUUCUCCCUUGAAGAAGAUGCUAGAUUCAACACUUACCGAACGAAGUGUGCACCUCCAACCCAUCAAAAGGAUCAGCUUCAGUGGUAUAGCUUCAAUUUUAGGCCCUCUGAAAUACGAGAUAGUGUCAUCCGAAGAAUUAAGAGACGUGUACGAGUGCCUAGACAAACUUGUGCCGUUCUCCAUUUUCAGUUGCAGAGGCCUUGUUGUUCUCAAGUUAAAAAUGAUACAUGUAGAUGGUUUACAUACUGUUGAUUGUCCGUCGCUUAAAACCCUGCAUUUGAAUGAUGUCGAUUUUUCUGAAGACUGGGAUCUUGUUGAGCUUUUAAGUGGGUGUCCAGUUCUUGAGGAUUUGGAACUACAUCAUAUACAUUUUCUUUGCAGGUCAUACGAUGACUGUACAUAUAAAAUACCUGAGUUGGUCUGGUGUUCUGUCAAUUACGUUCCAGUGUUUUCCAAUUUAACUCAUUUGGAACUUAUUAUCGGUAAGACUAUGAGAGAUCCCUUUGGGUUGACGGUGUUUGACGUUCUCAAGAAUUGCCCCAAGCUUCAAAAUCUUGUGGUGAUACUAGAUCGUAUUAUACCUUGGUGCUGUCCAGUUACUUUAACUAAUGCAGAUGAUGAGGUUUUCCAUUAUCCAGAUGCUGUUGCUGAGUGCGUUUGUUCACAGUCUAAGAAGUGCACACUUGUAGAUUAUACCGCAGAGAAUAAUGAGAAACGAUUUGCAGAACUCAACGUCUUUACAAACUAUGACAAUUCAGUGUCUGCCUUGGUUAAAUCCAGAGAAAAGCUUCAAAUGCUAAAAGACUUGUCCAUGUGCCCAAGAAGAUCUGCAGCAUGUGUGGUUUUAUUUAAAUGA
Molecule: messenger RNA, 933 nt
Organism: Lotus japonicus
Lineage: Eukaryota; Viridiplantae; Streptophyta; Magnoliopsida; Fabales; Fabaceae
Product: FBD-associated F-box protein At5g38590-like
Exons: 2
Coding region: 1-933 (310 amino acids)
Source: RefSeq, a predicted model, not a curated record